AAAACGGGCGCAAAGUUGCGGCGUGUUUAUUAAUAAAAUUCUAAAUUAAAUAUACGCAAAUCGUUAAUAAAUUAAACAAACUGCAUUAUAAUACAUUUUAGCAAUUGCGUCGUGUGUUGAAAACCUUUUUAAGCACAGUUUACCUUUCCUAUUUGUGUUUUGUUGUCUUACGAGUGGCGCGGCGCUUUGCGACUGGCGAAUGUUGUGCACAAAGCAAAAAGCAAGCUAAAAUUGCUGGCUAAUCUAAAAAAUAUACAAAAAUUUAAAUAAAUUAAAGUGUCGUGCAUCACAUAUUGUUUAUUAACAUAAAGUCCAGCUUAGUUAACUCAGACACAACUUCCUGUGGCGGUACUAAUUGCAUUUUGAAGAGGCCAACUCAGACGCCAGCUACUGCGGCAACUUUGUGUGGAAGCAUAUAUAAAUCGAUCGUUCAGAUUGGUCGCCGUAAUGUACGCGUACGUGUUGAGUCGAUGAUGUGAUUGUGAAGUGGCCGGUGGGCGGCGAAGUGCGGUUCUUUCGUUUUCGUUUUUUUAUUUUUAUAAUUUUUGUGUUUUUAUCGGGCAAUGACAUUGCAUCGUGGAGGUGGAAAAACUGACCACAUUGAUGAUGAUGAGCUUUGAGGUUCGAUUUUAAGUUAAAUGUUAUUUUUUUGUUCAAUCAAUUUUCUUACUAUCCUAACCAUAUUACCGCCUUUUAAAACUUGUCCGACUAUUUUUGUAAGUAAAACGCGUUAAAAGCUAAACAAUUAAAACACAUCAUAGUUUUUGAAUGAAAAAUAUUAAGCCACAUGCUAUGGAACAUGCCCGUGGAUAUGCAUAAGAACGUAUCCGUACAAGUUGACAGUGAUUUUGCCUUAUUACUACCAAGCGGCGUUUAUGAAAUUAAAAAAAUGGAACCACGCUCCAAAAUACGAACAAUUAUAGUGUUUUGCCUAUUUCUAGCCAUAGCUGGCAUUAUCGGAUUUGGCUACUUCUGUCAAGAUCAGGUGUGCGCAUUAUCGAAACGCGCUGUGAUAUUGCAAUCCUCGGAUAUGCUGGCGUACAACGAACUGCAGCCGGCGGCGGCGUCGCUUCAUCAGAGCAGCGGAAGCAGCGGCAGCAGCAACAACAACAACAUAGGAACCUCAAUUUCAGCCAAAUCGGCAGCACCACAGAAUAUCAUCGCAAAUGCCGGAUUAAGUUAUGAGGAUGUGCUCAAUGAUGACUUCCAGUUCGAUAUGGAUGGCCACGAUGUGAUGGUCUUUCUGCACAUCCAAAAAACAGGUGGCACCUCAUUCGGCAGGCAUUUGGUGCGAGACUUGGACUUGAAGCGUCCUUGCGAGUGCCAGCGUCAACGCAAACGCUGCUACUGCUUCCGUCCGCACCGGAACGAGAACUGGCUCUUCUCCCGGUACUCCACGGGCUGGAAGUGCGGUCUGCACGCCGACUGGACCGAGCUGACCAGCUGUGUGGACGUCGAGCUGGACAAGAACGAGGGGGAGACUGCGAAGCGACGAUAUUUUUAUAUAUCGCUGCUGCGCGAACCGAUCUCACGCUAUAUGUCCGAAUACCGACAUGUGCGUCGCGGCGCCACCUGGAAGGGAUCGCGUCAUUGGUGUCUGGGCCGACAGGCAACCGCAGCCGAGCUGCCGCCCUGCUAUAAGGGCAAGGACUGGCUGGAUGUGGAUCUCGAUGAGUUCGCCGGCUGCGAGUCAAAUCUGGCAGCCAAUCGACAGACCCGCAUGCUGGCCGAUCUGGCGCUCGUGGGCUGCUAUAACAAAUCCUCAAUGCCGACGCAUGAGCGCGAUCGUGUGAUGUUGGCCAGCGCCAAGCGAAAUCUGGCCGCCAUGGCAUAUUUUGGACUGACGGAAUAUCAAAAGAUGUCCCAAUAUAUAUUCGAGGAAACCUUCAACCUGCGCUUUGCCAUACCAUUUGAGCAGCACAAUACAACAAUUUCGGCAGCUGCUGUGCAAAAUCUGCGACCCGAUCAGCGACGUCGCAUUGAGAAGCUCAAUAGUUUGGAUGUUGAGCUCUACGCCUUUGCCAAGAAUUUGCUCUUUCAGCGUUUUGAACAUCUGAAGGCGAAGGAUGCCAAUUUUGAGCAGCGCUUCGCCAAUCUGGGCAACAUUUUCUAUAAGCAGGGCGUCACGGAAUUCAACUGGGACAGCAACAUUGAGGAUGCAUUAAGCACGGAUCAUUGAACUCGAAACCAAAUAUUAAAAUGUAGCAUUUAGAAUUAGAAUAGCAAUAGAGCUGAUGGAAUCAAUGCAUAACUAUACAUACAUACAUACAUACAAGUAAGAGGAGCUAAACGGAAUCCAGCAUUAACAGCCCCACACAUACACACACACACAGACUUUGAAUUAGUGUUUAAGCAUAAAGUUAAUUAACAUAAAAUAUUAAUAAUAAACUAAACUAAUUAAACGGAGGGAGGAGCAGCUGAAAGAUUAAAAGAGAGAAAAGUUUGGAACAAAUGAUGAUGAUGUAUAAAUUAAUUUUAAUGUAUUCAACUAUUUGUUUAACAAUUUUGGCUUCCGUUUUGUUGUCGAAAACGAAUGAAGAAUGAUCGAAAGAAUGUAAUCUCGUAGCGUGUAUUUAUUUAAACAAAUUGGAUUAAGAAGAGAAAUUAAAAUCGCACUUGAAACAUCACUGAGCCGCUGACAACAAUUGACAGAUAAUUUAGUGUAAAUACUACGAUCCACUACUAAGCUUAAAGUUAGUUACUAACUGCAUUGAGUUGUGAGGCGGGGCGGAAGCACAUAACGCUACUCGAAACUCUUCACAGCGCAUCAACUAUGUCAUAAUUAAGUUAAAUUAGCAUUAACAACAAUUGAAUUUCGUUUGUAUUUAUGUGUUCUUUGUUUUUAAUUAUGUAUGAAUCGUAUGCCAAAUCCAAAUCUAAAUCUAAAUUUAGUCCGUAUCUAAAUAUAAAUAAUUGUUAGCUGGCCAGAUACAGAUACACAUUAUCGAUCUAAACACAUGCAUUUAUUUUAUUUAAUUGUUUAGAGACCCGCCAACUAUGUAAAUAUCGUAUAUAAGCUUCAAAUCUACUGUAACUCUCCUUUUAUUUUAUACACACAUUUUAUACCGACUUACUAUAUUGUUUGCAAACAUUUAUAAACCUAUAAUACCGGCAUUACAUUUAAACAAAUGAAUGUUACGCGUUAGUAUUGUUAGCUGACCUAAUUGUUUAAGACAAUAAUUCAUAACAAAUUACAAAACAAAAAAGAAAAAAAAACCAACCACAAACCUUAACGAACAAAGAACAACCAUUUAAUGAGUGCAGUGCGUAAAUUAAAUUUAAAGGAAACAAAACAAACAACAAAACAAUUGACAAGGCCAACGAAAAACAUACAACAAAUUGCGUUAAAACGAGGCAAAAUAAUAAUAAAUUUAUGAAAAUAUUGAAUUAUACACAUUUCGAAUAAACCGCACACACUACAUCAAAUAAAUGGCAGCUCAGCAGUGCCAUUUGAACGCAAAUCAAAUAUAAAUGUAUAUUUAAACACAAACAAAGAAUAGCAAAUAAUUUCCAACAAACAAUUCUCAAUUAUUUUCCAACAUUAUUUUUACAUUUCACAUAUUUGUAAACAAACAGAACGAAUUGUGCAAUUUGUAGUGAACGGACACGCAUUUUCAAAAGCAU
Messenger RNA from Scaptodrosophila lebanonensis, 3624 nucleotides. It is a transcript of the gene Hs6st, whose product is annotated as heparan-sulfate 6-O-sulfotransferase 2. The transcript is spliced from 6 exons. Gene Ontology annotation, cellular component: membrane. Bases 788 to 2179 code for a protein of 463 amino acids. Gene Ontology annotation, molecular function: heparan sulfate 6-sulfotransferase activity. The record is from RefSeq and is a predicted model, not a curated record. NCBI's taxonomy places the organism in Eukaryota, Metazoa, Arthropoda, Insecta, Diptera, Drosophilidae.